Messenger RNA from Apiotrichum porosum, 456 nucleotides. RefSeq lists its product as uncharacterized. The record is from RefSeq and is a predicted model, not a curated record. The transcript has 5 exons. Lineage: Eukaryota; Fungi; Basidiomycota; Tremellomycetes; Trichosporonales; Trichosporonaceae. The coding region runs from base 1 to 456 and encodes 151 amino acids. Gene Ontology annotation, molecular function: N-acetyltransferase activity. Gene Ontology annotation, biological process: protein acetylation.
AUGUCCGCCUAUACCAUUGCACUGGCAACACCUGCUGACAUUGCCGACUAUGUUCAAGAGCCUGGAGCAGUCACCUCUGAUUCCGACAAGCUUGCGGCAGCCCUACAAGAAGGCAAGUUCUCCGCGCUCAUUGCGCGCAGUGGAGACGAGGCCGUGGCAUUGGCAACGUUCUACUCCACCUAUUCGACCUGGACGACCGUCACGGGCUUGAACCUUGAUGACCUGUUUGUGGAACCCGCACACCGAGCUGCUGGGCUUGGCAAGCGAAUGCUGGGACGCCUUGGCCAGUUGGCCCAAGAACGGGGGUGUGAGCGUAUCGAGUGGAUGGUUCACCUCUGGAACGACUCGGCUAUCGCAUUCUAUGAGCAGAGGCUCGGAGCCAAGCCACUCAACGAUCUCAAGCGCGAGAAGCUGGAGGGCAAGGAGGCCAUUUCGCGAUUGGCCGCGUUGGCCUAG